Chionomys nivalis (European snow vole) is the source of this 2569-nucleotide messenger RNA. RefSeq names its product potassium channel tetramerization domain containing 8 (gene Kctd8). Gene Ontology annotation, molecular function: protein binding. Gene Ontology annotation, biological process: protein homooligomerization; regulation of G protein-coupled receptor signaling pathway. The transcript is spliced from 2 exons. NCBI's taxonomy places the organism in Eukaryota, Metazoa, Chordata, Mammalia, Rodentia, Cricetidae. The record is from RefSeq and is a predicted model, not a curated record. The coding region runs from base 295 to 1725 and encodes 476 amino acids.
AGCCGCGCGCAGCCCCUGAACCUCUCCAAGUCUCUAGCACACUGGCAGCCGGUCGCCCCAAAGGAGCAGCAGUGCCCGCGGAGCUCCAUUCCUGAGCUCCUCUGCCCGAUGGAGCUAGGGUGCCGCCGACGCCACAGCUGCCCGGAACCCUGAGCCUCUCCGGCUGUCCAGAGGACCGAGCCGGCCAGUUCGAGAGUGCAGAGUACCCGAGCGCACACCGAGGACAGGGGACCUCGAGGUUCUGGAAGCACGCCGUGCCGCUCGCCCGGGUUACCUGGCCGGCGGUGGGUGACCAUGGCUCUGAAGGACACGGGCAGCGGCGGUAGCACCAUCCUCCCCAUCAGCGAGAUGGUGUCCGCGUCCAGUUCUGGCGCUCCUCUGGCCGCCGCCCCGGGGCCCUGCGCCCCGUCGCCCUUCCCCGAGGUAGUGGAGCUGAAUGUUGGCGGCCAGGUCUAUGUGACCAAGCACUCGACGCUGCUCAGCGUCCCGGACAGCACUCUGGCCAGCAUGUUUUCGCCCUCUAGUCCCCGGGGUGGCGCUCGGCGCCGGGGCGAGUUGCCCAGGGACAGCCGAGCGCGCUUCUUCAUCGACCGCGACGGUUUCCUCUUUAGGUACGUUCUGGAUUACCUGCGGGAUAAGCAGCUGGCGCUACCCGAGCACUUCCCCGAGAAGGAGCGGCUUCUGCGCGAGGCAGAGUUCUUCCAGCUCACCGACUUGGUUAAGCUGCUGUCGCCCAAGGUCACCAAGCAGAACUCGCUCAACGACGAGGGCUGCCAAAGUGACCUGGAGGACAAUGUUUCCCAGGGCAGCAGCGAUGCACUGCUGCUGCGUGGGGCGGCGGCCAGCGGCGCGCCCUCGGGCUCUGGAGCGCAUGGUGUCAGUGGCGUUGUCGGUGGCAGCGGCGCUCCGGACAAGCGCUCUGGCUUCCUCACCCUGGGCUACCGUGGCUCCUACACGACAGUGCGUGACAACCAGGCAGAUGCCAAGUUCAGGCGUGUGGCGCGCAUCAUGGUGUGCGGACGCAUUGCCUUGGCCAAAGAGGUCUUUGGGGACACUCUAAAUGAGAGUCGCGACCCUGACCGGCAGCCGGAGAAGUACACGUCCCGCUUCUACCUCAAGUUCACCUACUUGGAGCAGGCGUUCGACCGACUGUCUGAGGCCGGCUUCCACAUGGUGGCGUGCAACUCCUCUGGCACUGCCGCCUUUGUCAAUCAGUACCGAGACGACAAGAUCUGGAGCAGUUAUACCGAGUACAUCUUCUUCCGACCACCUCAGAAAAUAGUAUCACCCAAACAAGAACAUGAUGACAGGAAACACGACAAAGUCGCCGACAAAGGAAGUGAGAGUGGGACUUCCUGCAAUGAGCUCUCCACAUCCAGCUGUGACAGUCACUCAGAGGCCAGCACUCCACAGGACAACCCACCCAAUGCCCAGCAGGCUGCAGCUCACCAGCCUAACACCUUAACCUUGGAUCGACCCUCCAAAAAAGCGCCUGUGCAAUGGAUGCCACCACCAGACAAGCGUAGGAACAGUGAACUCUUUCAGUCACUCAUCAGCAAGUCCCGAGAUACAAAUCUCUCCAAAAAGAAGGUCUGUGAGAAGCUAAGUGUGGAGGAAGAAAUGAAAAAGUGUAUUCAGGAUUUUAAAAAGAUCCACAUUCCAGAUUGUUUUCCAGAGCGCAAACGCCAGUGGCAAUCUGAACUGCUUCAAAAGUAUGGGUUGUAGUAACGGUGAUGUUCCUGGCUUGUUUAAAUAGCAUUCAAUGUUUACUACAAUGUCACCACCUGACUGUUGGUAGGUGUGAUUCUUGCUGCUCUUCCUUUUUGUGAACAGUGGAUGUGGGACAGUAUUUUCUUUUCAUUACUUUUGUUGUUGUUUUUAGAAACAUAAUUUUAAAAAUGAAGCCAACAAAUGUGUGUCAAAAUGGUGUAUCUAUCUGAUUCAAGCCAUUUUGUAAUAAUGAAUGUAUAACGUGCAUGAUCAAGAAACUUAGGAAUCUUGAUUUUUGAACUGUGGUCAACUGGACAUGUUUGUCAUUCUAUAACUCACCAAGCAAAAAUAUCUUCAUAUCACAGCAACUCAGACAACAAUGUGGAUCAAACAACAUGAAGUAAAAUUUUAAGUGAUGGUUUUAGAACUCAAAUCUACAACUGUUUAAAUGUUAAUGCAAUAAACAAGUAUUAUUUUUGCAUGAAUACAAUGUUAUAAAUAAAUCACAAGAAAUAGGGAAGAUCUGUUCGUUGCUAUGAAAGAAAAAAUGCUAAAAAAAGCAAAAAUUAUAUAUAUAUAGUUUCAGGCAAAGUCUAUAAAUGUAAGCUGUCUAGGAGGCUGACUUCCUUUGCUCCAGAUCUGUGGUUCUUUUGUGUAGGUGUAUGGUGUUUCUGUAUGUUAAGAUGGUGUAAAUAUGCCUUAUACUGUUAUGUUAGGACAUCAACAUUCAUCUAUCAAUGCUAACCAUAAUUAUUUCUGUGAAAUGAGUCUUUUUACAUCAGGCUGUGAGAAUUGGUACAAAGAUGAUUUAAAAAUCCUAUUAUCGUGUUAAUCAAAAUAAUUGAGGGAAAUGACAAAG